Molecule: messenger RNA, 2262 nt
Organism: Closterium sp. Yama58-4
Lineage: Eukaryota; Viridiplantae; Streptophyta; Zygnematophyceae; Desmidiales; Closteriaceae
Source: the annotation of a GenBank genome assembly
AUGCAGUGGGCGGAGUGGGCAGGGCGCGUGCAUGAGCUGGGAGGCGUUUUUGUGAGCGGCGAGGGGCGGGUGUUUAACUCAACCCAUGUGUUCCAUGCCAAUGGCUGCCAUGGGCUGAACCAGCACGGUACUGCUGACGUGGCAGGUAGCAGAGACAGGAGCGGAGCGACGGUGUUACAGCUGGCACCGCUGCUGCUGCAAGUGGCACCGUUUUUGAGAGAGAACCCGGAGUUGCCUCUGCUGCUGGGUCAAGCAUGGAUUCCCCGCCUGCUCGCCCCGGCAUCUCUCCGCGCCACCAUCAUUGCUCCGCCUGCUGCUGACGAGCUCUACUUUGUCAGACGCCUCAUUCAGCAGUUUGGGGAGAGCAACGUCACUGUGGUGCAGAGGCUCGCAUGGAAGCAAGCACGAACAAUCCUCCCGCGCACCUCUCUCCUCGUCUCCCUCCCCCUCCCCUCCCUCCUCCCCCUCCUCAUCUACUCUCGCCCCAACUCCUCCCUCCUCCUCCUCCAACCCCCCACUGGUCUUGCCGUCUCCCACACUCUCUCCUCCUCUUCUUCAGCCUCCUCUUCCUCUCUCCCUCCUUUGCCAUCCCAUCCCAUUCUCUCCACUCCCUCGCCCGAGCCGUUCCUUUCGUCUUCUUUCAUCGUCCAAUCUCUGAGCGCCACGUGUCACCUGCACGUCGUCUCGGUGCCGUCCGAGCGGCUGAAUUUCAAGCCUCUGCCGAAGCUGUGGCUCGUCACCGAGCCUGAGGCUCGGGAGGAUGGGGAAAUGGAUCUGGGAGAUUCCCAAGGAGGAGGUUCGGCAGUAGGUGCGGAGGGUGGAGGUUGGGGGGUGGAUGAAAGGAGGGAAAAUGGUGAUGAGGGCAAUGAUAAUGCUGACUGGGGUGAGGAAGAGGAGGAAGAGGGGGGAUUAGGGAACAAGUCUAUGCAGGUAGAGGGGAAGCGUGAUGAAGUGGAGGAGAGGAGAGAGAAAGAGGAGGAUGUGGGAGGAAUCCGGAUUACCUGGAGCAGGGAGGACCUGGGGGAGGCUGUAUCUGAGGCGUGCCUUCACCUGGGCUUGGAUUACGAAGGAGUGGGGGUGUCUGGGAUAAAAGCGGAUGAGAUUGUAAGGAGGGGUGGGAGCGAGGAGGAAUGGACAGUGAGAGAAUCUCUCAAAUACGAGUGGAGGACGCCACCUGGCAAAUGCCCAUUGGGCGGCUUGAAGCCGUUUGACGGGGCGGCGUUUUGCAAGCGGGCGAGGGAGGAGAGAGGAACGUUCACCAUCGUGUUUCUCGGAGACUCGCUGACCUUCCAGAUGGCUGGAAGUUUUUUGAACGGGCUGCUUCGGCACGUUGCCAAGCCUGCGUCCUGGGCUGUGGACGAAUCCGAACCUAAGCAGUGCGUGGAUUGGCUUCUUGGGAGAGGAGGUGGAGGAACCGGAGCAGGAGCAGGAGUGGGUGAGGAUGGUUCCAAGAAACUGCGUCGCGCUGCUCGCUGGAGGAAUUUAAGAAGUCAGGAUGGCAAUGCUAGUGCUGCUACUGGAGCUGAUAAUAUGGGGGUAGAAGAGGAAGGAGAGGAGGAAGAGGAGGAGGACGAGGAGGAGGAGGAUGGGGGUGUUGCUCCAGUGGUGGUGACACCACAUCCGUUCUGCAAGGUCUACGUGUUUCACGAGAAUGUGUGUCCGGGAGUGAAAAUUCAUGUGAUUCGCAACGACCACCUUUAUAUCCAGGACCCUGAUCUGACCAACUCAGCUGACGGCAGCAGCAACGGGAGUGCGACAGGUGGCAGCGUGCCAUUUGACCACAUGCCGUGGCACUUGUAUGAUGGGUUGGUGAACGCUGAUGUGGUGAUAGUUAACCGCGGCGCACACUAUAUUGGUGGGAGGGAUUUCGAGCUGUCGGUGCGAGCUGCCAUGAGGCUGCUUCGCAGGAAGCUUCCUCGCGCGCUUCUCGUGUACAGGAAUUCGCCGCCCGGCCAUGUGAACUGUUCAUCAUACGACCGGCCAAUCAAAAUCCGGCAGGAUCCGGCGACGUUGCCGUUCCAUUGGGAUACGUUUUCGGCGCAGAAUGAUAUUGCAAGGGAGAUAGCAGAGGAGGUGAAAGCGGUAUACAUGGAUGUUGAUACAAUGACGGCGCUAAGGCCAGAUGGCCAUAAGGGGUACGUGAAGGAGAGGGGGAUAACAGAUUGUCUGCAUUAUUGCACACCCGGUCCUGUUGAUACCUGGGUUGAAAUUUUUGGGAACAUUAUAGCCCAUGGGGUGUUCAAUGAAGGCUUUGAAAAGUAG